AUGUCGUCUCUUCUUCGGGAGGAAAUGCAACGAGUUUUAUUCAGACCAGCAAAACAAAGACUUAUUGAGUUUAUUGAAAUCGAGGAGUCGUCGCCAGGCAGACAUUUUCUCUGUGUGUCAGUUGCAAAAAGGCAAGUGCAGUUAUCGAUUGUGCGAUGUCAGGAAUCUCAGACCACUUUAAAAUCUGGAUCAAAGAAGUCCCAAACCCAACGCUCCAGCAUACAGGACAGCUACAAGAGAACAGAGAUCUGGUUUCUGGAGGACUUAAGUCUUGUGGAUGGCCGAGAUCCUGAUGUGGAUGACCCGUGUUUCCUGCUGCACUUCGGGAAGGUGCGUUCAGUGACGGCCGUCAGUUGUUCGGCCAAAUAUUCCAUCGUCCGUGCGCUAGUUGUCCUGAGCGACCAGUAUUGUCAGAGGCCGCUGAACCUUCGGAACUUUGACUGUGCCUACAUUAAACCCACAGCCUUCUACUCCAACAGGGGAGACUGUGUGGUGCUGUCACAGAUCUGCUUCUAUGCAUUUAAUUUGGUUUGUCUGUCUAUGUGUCCCGUGCCCCUCGAUGCGUGA
Molecule: messenger RNA, 567 nt
Organism: Knipowitschia caucasica
Lineage: Eukaryota; Metazoa; Chordata; Actinopteri; Gobiiformes; Gobiidae
Source: the annotation of a GenBank genome assembly